Molecule: messenger RNA, 441 nt
Organism: Plasmopara halstedii
Lineage: Eukaryota; Oomycota; Peronosporomycetes; Peronosporales; Peronosporaceae
Exons: 1
Coding region: 1-441 (146 amino acids)
Source: RefSeq, a predicted model, not a curated record
AUGCGAAAUUGCUACGGUAUCGAAGAGGACACACAAGAACUGCUGGAGAUUUUCAAGGUACCAUACAUCGUGAAGCAAUGGCUACUUUAUUCCGAAAACCCUGCUGACCUGAUCAAAUGUUUAAAGCAUCCGACUAAAUUUGGCGACACAUUGCCAAUGAGAGUGGAGCCAAGUAGUGCAAUUAUCCCGCAAGUGACUAAUGUGAGAGCUGCGAAAAUUCCGGACAAAAUUGUGUCAAGGACUACCUCUUCUCCGCCGAUAGCCAUUCACGAAGUCGAGAGGACCGACAUAAAUCAGACAGAUGACGUCAAUUUCUUGGUAUGGCUCUUGGCCACCUCUUCGUCUCUAGAGAAACAUCCAGAAUUUUCGGACAUACAGCUGAUCGAUUCGUUAGGACUCGAAAAAUCUCGACAUUCACAUCUCUUGCGGAUCUUCUACUGA